GAAACCUAACGUAAAUCUGUUGCGUACGGGGAUUCUCUUGUUAAGCAAUUGACCGAGGUUCGAGUUCCUGGAAGGAUAACGUUUAAAGUAGUUAGGGUUUUGGUGUCCGCGUGCGACGGAGAAACCAUAAAUUUUGCCUGCGAAUGGCGUUGAAAUCAAGGUGAGUGAAACCAACGGCCUUUAUGUGUGUUUUUGAGAAGCCCUGGUGGUUAAAAACUGAGGGAAAAAGGGUAGCCAACGCCCAUAGAUGUAAAGACUUAGGGUUUAUAUUGAUUUAGUUCGCGUUUUGGGUUUGGGGGCGUGGUUGUAUAAAUUAGUCAAAUUUGGCCAUAGACAGGAAGGAAGCAUUGGUAUGUAUCUGGAUUUUGGUCCCCGUCAAAUGGGUGCAAAAGUGUGGGAUUCUGAAGAGGAUCAGUUGGAUCGGAUCCCUGAUUCGUUGUUACUGUUGAUCUUCAACAAAUUGGAUGAUAUCAAGGCAUUGGGUAGAUGCUGUGCUGUUUCCAAGAGAUUUAGUUGUUUGGUUCCUCAGGUAGAGAAUGUUGUUGUUAAGGUGGAUUGUGUUAUUUCGGGGGAGGAGGGUAGCUUGAAUGGCAAAGGGAGAGGGAUUUUUAGCCAUCUUGUGAGAUUUGUGCUGGGAAGCAUUGUGAAGCCCUUGCAGGCGUUGCAACAGUUUCUUGGGCCGAAGAAGGCUAUUUUAGAGGAGGUUUCUCAUCAUUCUCCUGGGGAGGUAUUGAGAAAUUUUAAGGAAAUUAAGAAUUUGAGAAUUGAGUUGCCUGGUGGGGAAUUGGGUAUUGAAGAUGGGGUUUUGUUGAAGUGGAAGGCCGAGUUUGGGACUACGCUUGAGAGCUGUGUAAUCCUUGGGGCCUCUUCGAUUGUGAAAAAAGGUGUGAAGAGCGAGCAGAAGAGAAGUUGUGUGGAGAAUGGUGAUAAUUUGGAGAUUAUUGAUGGGGGUUCGGAGGAUGAUACCAAUGGAAAUGGUAAUAAUAUAAGUGGUAAUACCAAUGGUAGUAUACCAGAACCAUUCUAUACAAAUGGGGGUUUGAAGUUGAGAGUUGUAUGGACAAUUAGCUCGCUGAUUGCGGCUUCUGCCAGGCAUUUUUUGCUUCAGCAGAUUAUCUGUGAUCACCCUUGUCUUGAAAGCCUUGUUCUAACCGAUGCUGAUGGCCAGGGUACACUUUGUAUGGGCAGACAACAAUUAGAUGAGUUUAGGGAGAAGCCACUUGUGGCUUCAGCAUCUUCAAAUCGUACACAGGUGCCGGCUUUGAAUAUGAAACUCUGGUAUGCGCCACAUCUCGAGCUUCCCGGAGGCAUGAGGAUGGAGGGGGCUACGCUUGUUGCCAUCAGACCUAGUGAUCGGCCUAUGGUGAAGAAGGAUACUGAUGCUUUCAUUGCAGGGGCUUUUGAAGAGCCUUUCAGAUCAGCUGCAAAAGCUUUAGCAAAAGGGCGGACAUAUCUCUUGGAAAUGAAUUCCUUCUAGUAUUCAACUCCUAAGCCUUCUAUAACUUAACUUCAAAUUCUAGCACUCCAAAUGCCAGUGUAUAGUGUUUUACCGGCUAUGUAUAUUGUUCUUGUUUUUAUAUCAACAAAAAUGAGGCUUUUGAGUUUCCAGGCUCUCUUUAAGCAAUCCUCAAGGCAUCUAAUCUAUAAGAGGUUUAGUCAAUUGUGCAAGACUGACUGAUCUGACAUCGAGGCUGUGACUGACUUGGGCAACCUUGCAGGUUUGCUUUGAUUUCUUGUUUUCUUUGUAAGAGAAUUUAUUUCAACUGCUCUGUUUGUGACUGGUGCAUGCUGUUCAUUGAAAGCAUUGCAGCUUUUUAGGUUCACAUUCAUCAACCUGAUGAGGAUAUGCUGUAAAUGUCGAGUCUUCUUUCGAGUAAUGUAAAUUUAAAAUUAUAUCA
Molecule: messenger RNA, 1898 nt
Organism: Cryptomeria japonica (Japanese cedar)
Lineage: Eukaryota; Viridiplantae; Streptophyta; Pinopsida; Cupressales; Cupressaceae
Product: F-box protein At5g46170
Exons: 1
Coding region: 353-1477 (374 amino acids)
Molecular function (GO): protein binding
Source: RefSeq, a predicted model, not a curated record